Messenger RNA from Geodia barretti, 1809 nucleotides. Lineage: Eukaryota; Metazoa; Porifera; Demospongiae; Tetractinellida; Geodiidae. The record is from the annotation of a GenBank genome assembly.
AUGGCGGACCCGACACAACAACAUCAUCACCGCAUGCUGGACAACCGGGCUCGCCAGGGCCUGGUGCGCCGCAUCAUCGGGCUGUUCGGGCCGUACAAGCUGCCGGUCGCCGUCGUGGGGUUGCUGAUCGUGGUCAAUGCCGGGCUGGGUGUGAUCAACCCGGUGCUGGUCAAGGAGGUCUUCGACUCGGCCCUCUUCCCCUCGGAUGGGUCGCUGGACCUGACGUUGCUCUGGCUACUGGCGGGACUGAUCGCAGCGAUCGUUGUGUUCGGCGCGGUGCUGAGCGUCAUCCAGACCUACCUGACCAGCAAGGUGGGGCAGGACGUCACCGGCGACCUGCAGGAGGCGGUCUACAACCACCUGCUGGGCAUGUCGCUGAGCUUCCUGGCCCGCACCCGCACCGGGGAGGUACAGUCCCGGGUGUCCCACGACAUCAACGGCAUAGAGCCGGUGGUGACCAGCACCUUCGCCGAUUUCGUGGCUAGCGUGGUCGCGCUGAUAGCCGUGGGCGUGGCCAUGCUGUUCCUGUCGUGGGAGUUCACCGUGGUGGCCGUGGCGGUUCUGCCGGUCUUCUUCUUGCUGACACGCUGGGUGGGACGCAAACGGCGGGAUGCCCUGACGGGCGUCCAGAGCUCCAUGGCCCAGGUCACAGCGAUCACGGAGGAGACUCUUUCGCUCUCCGGCAUACUGCUGGCCAAGCUGUUCGGACGCCAGCACGCCGAGCUGCAUCACUUCCGGCGCCACAGCGAGGAACUGUCCCGAUUCGCGGUGCGCCAGCGGAUGAUCGACCAGAGCUUCUACACCGCCGCCACCGCGUUCCUCACCCUGGCCCCCGCCCUCGUGUACCUGGCGGCGGGGUACCUGAUAUUCAUAGGAGACACCGGAGCGGCCACGGCGGGCACCGUCAUCGCUUUCCCCGCAUUGCAGGCACGGCUCUACCAGCCGGUGGAGCGCCUGCUGCAGGUGUCGGUGGAGCUGCAGUCGUCGGUGGCCCUGUUCGAGCGGAUAUUCGGCUACCUGGACAUGGAGCAGGAGAUCACGGACGCGCCCGACGCCCAGCCCCUGGAGCGCGACAAGGUCGAGGGCGAUGUGGUGUUCGACGCAGUGCGCGUGAGCAGCCUCAGCUACCACGGCAGCGAGGCCGACCUGCAGCAGCAGGGCGUGAACCGGCAGUGGACGCUGGACGGGGUCAGCUUCCGCAUCGAGCCCGGACAGCUGGCCGCAUUCGUCGGCCCCAGCGGCGCGGGCAAGAGCAGCAUAGCCGCCCUGGUGCCGAGGCUUUACGACGUCACCGAGGGCUCCGUGUGCAUCGACGGCUUCGAUGUCCGGCAGGUGCGCCUCGACGACCUGGCUGCCACGGUGGGCUUCGUCACCCAGGAGACGUUCCUGUUGCAGACAACCAUCGAGGAGAACCUGCGCUACGGCAAGCCCGAUGCUACCCACGAGGAAAUCGUCGCGGCGGCCACUGCGGCCUACAUCCACGACAGGAUCAUGGAGCUGCCCGCGGGCUACGCCACCCUGGUCGGCGAGCGCGGGUUCGGCCUGUCCAUCGGCGAGCGCCAGCGGCUGUCCAUCGCCAGGACCCUGCUGCACGAGCCGCGUAUCCUCAUCCUGGACGAGGCGACCUCGGCUCUGGACGCUCGAAGCGAGCGGAUGCUGCAGUCGGCGCUGGCGCCGCUGGUGCAGGGCCGCACCACGCUUGUCAUCGCGCACCGGCUGUCGACCAUCCUGGCCGCCGACGUGAUAUUCGUGAUCAACGCGGGCCGGAUCAACGACUUCGGCCGCCACGAGGAGCUGCUGGGGCGUUGA